Molecule: messenger RNA, 3734 nt
Organism: Scleropages formosus (Asian bonytongue)
Lineage: Eukaryota; Metazoa; Chordata; Actinopteri; Osteoglossiformes; Osteoglossidae
Product: amyloid-beta A4 protein-like
Exons: 17
Coding region: 166-2466 (766 amino acids)
Biological process (GO): axonogenesis; central nervous system development
Cellular component (GO): cell surface; plasma membrane; early endosome
Molecular function (GO): heparin binding; signaling receptor binding; serine-type endopeptidase inhibitor activity
Source: RefSeq, a predicted model, not a curated record
GUGACUGGCGCUGGAGCAGCUGUGCGCGAUCCCGAGCCUCUCCAUCUCCAUCUCCAUCCCUCAGCCCGCUAUAACACAGACGGCGCGCAGCACCCACACACCGGAGCGGAUUUUCGGCAGAAGCCUCCGACCUGUUCUUGUCCGAGCUGUGACAGGGGAGCGGCCAUGGGGGAGCGCAGUGUGCUGCUGCUCGUGCUCGCCGCCACCGCGGCACUCGGCACCGAGGUGCCGGCGGAUGGAUCCAUGGGUUUGCUCGCAGAGCCGCAGGUGGCCAUGUUCUGCGGGAGGCUCAACAUGCACAUCAACGUGCAGACGGGCAAGUGGGAGUCGGACCCCAGCGGCACCAAGAGCUGCAUUGGCACCAAAGAAGGUAUCCUGCAGUACUGUCAGGAGGUGUACCCGGACCUCCAGAUCACCAACGUCGUUGAGGCCAACCAACCCGUGAGCAUCCAGAACUGGUGCAAGAAGGGCCGAAAGCAGUGCCGCAGCCACCUACACAUCGUGGUGCCCUACCGCUGCCUCGUCGGGGAGUUCGUGAGUGACGCUCUGCUGGUUCCUGACAAGUGCAAGUUCCUCCACCAAGAGCGUAUGGACAUGUGCGAGAGCCAUCUGCACUGGCACACGGUGGCCAAGGAGUCAUGUGGCGAUCGCACCAUGAAUCUCCAUGACUACGGGAUGCUGCUGCCGUGCGGAAUCGACCGCUUCCGAGGAGUGGAGUUCGUCUGCUGCCCCUCGGAGUCCGAGAGGGAGUCGGACAGCACGGACCUGGAAGAGGACGACUCCGACGUCUGGUGGGGAGGCCCUGAGACCGAAUACAAUGACAACAGCAUGCCGAGGGAGAUGCGGCAAAGAGAGCAAGAGCCGGCCCCGGCGGAGGAUGACGAGGACGCGGAGGAAGAGCGGGAGACCGCCCUGGCAAAUGACGACAACGACGACGACGACGACUUCGAAGAUGACGAGGACGACGACGAGGACGACGACGAUGACGACAACGCGGCCGACGAGCGCAGCGUGAACGAGUACACCACCAGCGUCGCCAUGACAACCACCACAACGACUACCACUGAGUCAGUGGAAGAGGUUGUCAGAGAAGUCUGCUGGGAGGAGGCCGAGACGGGCCCGUGCCGUGCCAUGCUGCAGCGCUGGUACUUCGACCGCAGGGAGGGCCGCUGUGCCCCCUUCAUCUAUGGGGGCUGCGGGGGCAACCGUAAUAACUUCGAGUCGGAAGACUACUGCCUGUCAGUCUGCAGUAGCGUGUUGCCCACCACUGCCCCCAGCCCGCCCGAUGCUGUCGACCGCUACCUGGAGACUCCCGGGGAUGAAAACGAGCACUCGCACUUCCAGAAGGCCAAGGAGAGCCUGGAGGCCAAACACAAGGAGAAGAUGUCCCAGGUGAUGAGGGAGUGGGAGGAAGCGGAGAGGCAAGCCAAGAGCCUGUCCCGCGCCGACAAAAAGGCCGUCAUCCAGCGCUUCCAGGAGAAGGUCGAGGCUCUGGAGCAGGAGGCGGCCACCGAGAGACAGCAGCUGGUGGAGACCCACAUGGCGCGCGUGGAGGCCCUGCUGAACGACCGACGCCGCCUGGCGCUCGAGAACUACCUGACCGCCCUGCAGGCUCCCACCCCCCGGCCCCGCCAAGUCUUCGGCCUGCUGAAGAAGUACGUGCGCGCCGAGCAGAAGGACAGGCAGCACACCCUCAAGCACUUCGAGCACGUGCGCAUGGUGGACCCCAAGAAGGCUGCUCAGAUUCGACCCCAGGUGAUGACCCACCUCCGUGUGAUCGAGGAGAGGAUGAACCAGUCUUUGGGGCUGCUCUACAAGGUGCCCGGUGUUGCCGUGGAAAUCCAAGACCAAGUGGAGGAGCUGCUCCAAAGGGAACAGGCGGAGGUGUCCCAGCAGCUCUCCUCCCUGCAGAGCGACGGCAGGAUCAGCUAUGGAAAUGAUGCCCUGAUGCCGGACCUGCCCGAGAAUACCUCCCCCCUGGACGUCCUCCCCGCCGAGAAGGGCGGUCUGGGCUUGGAGGGGCGGGGCUUCAUCCAUCCUGAGAGUUUUGGACAGGCCAACACUCAGAACCAGGUUGAGCCCAUCGAUGUACGUCCUGUUCCCGAAAGAAUUCCCACCAGACCAGGAUCUGGACUGAAACCUGAGGAGAUUCCUGAGCUGCGUAUGGAAGCCGAGGAGAGACAAAGUGCUGGAUAUGAGGUCCACCACCAGAAACUGGUGUUUUUCGCCGAGGACGUGGGCUCCAAUAAAGGUGCCAUCAUCGGGCUCAUGGUGGGCGGGGUUGUCAUAGCAACCAUCAUCGUCAUCACCCUGGUGAUGCUGAGGAAGAAGCAGUACACGUCCAUCCAUCACGGGGUGGUAGAGGUGGACGCUGCAAUAACCCCCGAGGAGCGCCACCUGUCCAAGAUGCAGCAGAAUGGCUACGAGAACCCCACCUAUAAGUUCUUCGAGCAGAUGCAGAACUGAGGCGCUCCCUCGGAACCCCGCGACCCGUCGUCCCUGCCACCGCCCCCCCAACCCCUCCCUCCGCCGAACCCCGAGAACAGGACAUCGAGGGCGGGAGUGACCCGGCAGCUCGACAGCCUUGGCAAAAAUCCGCUCGUUUAGAUUCCCGAUGGUGGGAAGCGGCCGAUGCUCCGAUCUGCCUCUUUCCUCAUGACCGGCACGAAGGUGUGUCAGCAAGCAGUAUGUUGAACGCAGGGGCCGUCCUGGUUAGUUGCGCCGGUUUCCCUGGGGAAUCGGGAGUUCCCUCUUCCCAGGUAGCCACCCGUAUCGUGUCCCUGUUGACAGGACAAGCUUAGCAGGAACUUGCUGUCCGUGUGUCUGUCUGCGGCCCGGUCCCUCCCGCCCCCCCGUCCUGUUCUGCCCCUCCACGUUGCUGCACCUAAACCCCCCCCCCCCAGGCACAAGGGGGCAUCUAAGUGUAAAUAGCCCUUCUCUCUCCUUCCUUCUCCUCUUCCGCUCUUCCCUUCUCCCCUGUGCAUUUUGAUUACAGCUGUGCUGUUUGUGUCCAUGCCAGGUUCUUAUUGGUAAAAGGAAAAGAAUAAAAAUGUACACUUCAAUGAGCUUUUUUUUUUUUAUUUUUGAAUUAUUCUCUUGUUUUGGGUUUGUUUUUUUUCCAAAAAAUAAGAAAAAGGAAAAAAAUUUAAAAAAAAAAAAAAAAAAAACACCGAAAGGUAUGUAAAAAAGAAACUGAAUGUUUUUAUUUAAGCGUAAUGUAUUUAUGGCAGAGAUUAGCUGUACCUGUUUAGUGCAUGAUGAUAACCAUUAUAAAGAAACAAAUGUUCUGCUAUUUCAACAGGUCAUUUCUCAUGUAGAGAUUGUGUAAUUUAGCAGGAUUGUACAUUUAGUUUUUUGUGAUCAUGUGAUUUUAACAACAGAAUUCUGAAUCUGGUCUCGUAUCGUUAUGGAGACACGCUUUAAGAUUUUUUCAACCACGCCAGGCCCCCCUGUAGUGGUCAACUGUGGGAGUGCAGAACAGUUUCCGUGGGUUGGCCUUCUGUGUUUGUGAAUCAUCAUCAGUUGUGUUUUUUUUUUUUUCUCUUGGCUUACUAUGCAUUCUCACCGUGUUGGUCAUGUAGACUUCUUAAAGUUUCAUCACCUCAACGUGCUGUUUUCUCAGUCGACUCAGGGGUGGGCUACAUUUUUAAAGAGAUGUGGAGAUGCAGGUUCUCCGCGUUUCCUUUUUCCUUCGUCCUUGCUCAUUUCCGCAGGGGGGAAAAAAAAAAAAAAAA